This is a messenger RNA of Apis mellifera (honey bee), 1801 nucleotides long. RefSeq lists its product as uncharacterized. NCBI's taxonomy places the organism in Eukaryota, Metazoa, Arthropoda, Insecta, Hymenoptera, Apidae. Bases 191 to 1801 code for a protein of 536 amino acids. The transcript has 5 exons. The record is from RefSeq and is a predicted model, not a curated record.
AUUACAAUUGUGGAGUCAAAUAAGUGUAGAUAUAAAUAAUAUUUUCGUUUGAUAAUAAAAAGAAUAUUUAAUUUCCUUGAAUUAUAAUAUUGAUAUAAAAAUUUAAUAAUUACUACAUUCAUUUUACGAAGUAACAAAUAGAUUUUUGAUUCAUAAGAAUGUUGAACAAGAUAUUGCAUGACUAUUGAAUAUGACAACGAUAAAUCAAAUUGAUACAUCUUUACCAUUCACAUUGAAACAAGGACAAGAAAAAUUUGAUAUAGAAGAUACUGAUGAUGACAAUACAAGUCUCGAGGAUAUUAACGAUCUUCUAUCAAUAUCAAUACCUUCACUUUCGGCGAAUAAAUUUCACAUUCCUACUGAUCUAAAUGAUGAAUUUCUUCGAUUAACUACUACGGUUCGUGCUGUAUAUUUUUCAUAUCUUCAUAAAUGUUUACUCACUAAUUAUAUUCUUUGCUAUAAAGAAAAAAAUGAAGAUAUUCCAAGUAGUCAAUUAAAAAAAUGUGCAAAUGAAAUGGAAUUGCUUGCAGUGCGAUCAUCUUUAGAAGCUACUUUAUAUAGACAAAAUAUGUUAAAAUUAAUUUCAGAUGUAAAAUCACAUACAUCAGAAAAGAAAGCUUAUAAAAAAUUAAUAAUAUUUUUAGAAACCCCAUCAACUAAAGUAGACAUUGGGGUUCAAACAAUUAAUACAUGGGCAGAAUUAGAAAGGGCAGAUAAUAUACAAAGUAUAUGUAUCACAUCCAAUUGUGAAGAAUUAUCCUUACAUAAAGAAACACCAAAGUAUAAAGAAGAAGAUGAUAUAAAUAAUGAAAGUGAAGAUUAUGAUAUAUCUUCUCAAUUGACUAUUUGCAAUAAUACAACUUCACCUACUGUAAAUUCUACUCAUGAUAAAAUACAAAAUAAAUUUGAUAUCAAAUCAGAUGAAGAAAUAAAUAAAAAAAUGAUAGUAGAUGAAGAGACAAUGAAAGAAGAUAGCAAUAUUUUUAAUUAUAUAAAAGAUAAUUCUAAUUCUCAAAUUCCAAAUCAACCUAAUAUUCAAAAUGAUGAUGAAAAUUCACAGGAUUCACUUUUACAACAUAUGGAAGACAUGUUUUGCGAUAGUGAUGAUAGUAGCGAUCUUAUGACAUUAAUUGAAAAACAUUCAGGUGUUACUAAAGCUAAUAUGGAUAAGGAAAUUAAUGCUCUUCUUCCACAUAAUUCAAAUGGCUCUAUUAAUAUGCCUGAAAAUAAUAUAAAAAUUAAUUCUGUUAAGAAUACUAAUCUAAAGGCAUUAAAUACAAAUACAGGAAAAUACAGUUUUAGUUAUUAUAAAGAAAUGAAAACCAGACAAACUAAUAAAUUAUUACCAAUUGAAAGUGAAACAGUAGAAAAUAAACAUAAACGUAGAAUAAAUAGUAUUUGGUUUGUUGAACGUGUAUAUCAAGUAUCUAAAUUAAAAGCAAAAAUGACAGAAUUAUCUUUAAAAGAUUAUAGAAGACAUGGUAGAGUUAAAGAAAAAUUUAUUGAAUUGUUUGGAGAAACUGAUGAUGAAGAAAUGAUACCAGAUUCACCAAUUUGUAUAGAAGAACAUUUAACUGCAUGUAAAGAAAGAAUAGCACCAUGGAUUGUAAAACAUUUGAUGCCAUUCUAUAAAAAACGAAGAAUUAAAGAUAGGCAAUUAUUUAAAAUAGUUGCAAAACAUGUAGCUGAUAUGCUUAUUAUUGAAAAUACAUUUCCUGAACAAGACUGUGUGAGCAAAUAUAUAGAAACAUACUUUAAAAAUAAAAAAUUUAUUAGAACUAAACAAGAUGUAUAUUUAUAA